Molecule: messenger RNA, 510 nt
Organism: Solanum dulcamara
Lineage: Eukaryota; Viridiplantae; Streptophyta; Magnoliopsida; Solanales; Solanaceae
Product: GPI-anchored protein LLG2-like
Exons: 3
Coding region: 1-510 (169 amino acids)
Source: RefSeq, a predicted model, not a curated record
AUGGGCUUCCAAAAAUUCUUCUUGUUUCUCUUCUUCCUUCUUUUUGGCUUGUCUUCUUCUUCUCCAUCCUACAUCAAAUAUGAUGUGGUUGAGGCUCGUGUUCAAACGGGACGUGCCCUUCUUCAGCAACAAGGAAAUUGUCCCAUUGAUUUUGAGAGGGAAAACUACACCAUCAUAACAAGCCAAUGCAAAGGACCUCACUACAAUUCAUCAAUAUGUUGCAAUGCAUUCAAGCAAUUAGCAUGCAAACAUACAGAAGAAAUAAAUGAUGUGCAAAAUGGAUGUGCUACAACUAUGUUUAAUUACAUUAAUCUCUAUGGCAAAUAUCCACCUGGCCUUUUUGCAAAUAUGUGCAAAGGGGACAAAGAAGGUCUAAAUUGCAAAGAUGUUAUUCAGCCUGAAUGCAAAACUGAUGAACAAAAGAGCCAUUCUUCAAAAGGUACUACUAAAUGUUCAACAAUUUUAAUGGUAAUAGCCGCUUUUCUAAUCAUAUUAAUGUUAAAUAUAUGA